Thrips palmi is the source of this 914-nucleotide messenger RNA. Its product is annotated as venom allergen 5-like. Bases 41 to 787 code for a protein of 248 amino acids. The record is from RefSeq and is a predicted model, not a curated record. Gene Ontology annotation, cellular component: extracellular region. The transcript has 3 exons. Lineage: Eukaryota; Metazoa; Arthropoda; Insecta; Thysanoptera; Thripidae.
GGUGGCGGAUCGUCAGUGACUGCCGUCAUCCGACAACACCAUGUCCUCCAAGGCGUUCACCGUCGCGCUCGUGCUGGGGCUGGCCGCCCUGGCCGCCGCCAACUACUGCAGCGUGUGCUCCGACCACACCAUGUGCAAAUUCAAGACCACCGCGGCGGGCAGAGCCUGCAAGAACUACAAGUGGACCGCGCUCACCGCCGCCAACAAGGCCGCCGCCGUCAAGGCCCACAACGACCUCAGGAACAAGGUCGCCCUGGGACAGGAGAAGCGCGGCCCCAAGCCCCAGCCCUCCGCCUCCAACAUGAGGAAGAUGGUCUGGAACGAGGAGCUGGCCACCAUCGCCCAGCGGUGGGCCAACCAGUGCACCUUCGCGCACGACACCUGCAGGACCACCCUGGACAAGACCUACUCCGGCCAGAACAUCUACUGGGAGGCCACCACCGGCUCCCUGGGCUCCCCCAACUGGGCCAAGGCCGUGCAGGACUGGUACGACGAGGUCGACGACCGCGACGGCACCCUCAACACCGUGGCCUUCAGGUCCACCUCCGGCCCCGUGGUCGGCCACUACACCCAGGUGGUGUGGGCCAACUCCUGGCAAGUGGGCUGCGGCUACGCCGACUACACCACCGUGCAGAGCGGCCGCUCCUGGAACGCGCGCAUCGUGGUCUGCAACUACAAGCCCGGCGGCAACUUCAUCGGCCAGAAGAUGUACGAGGCCGGCACCCCCGCCUCCAAGUGCCCCUCCGGCACCAAGAAGGACUCCACCUACGCCGGCCUGUGCGCCUAGACGGCAUCUUUCCGCCAACGAAUGUAUUACGACUGAUUUCUACGUGCCAUUAUCCAUUUUCGUUCGGUUUUCUAUUCUCAAAAACAAAGCCAAAAUAAAACGCGAUUCUCAGCAUUUUGUAGUAGCA